AUGUCGAUUUUUCCUAUAGAAAGAACCAUUUCCAGCGACACCCUGGUCGGGAUCAGCUUUGUCGAGAACAAGACGACGGCAACGGAAGUCGCAACGACAACGGCACCUACAAGUCCGAACUCGCCUUUUAACCUCCAAUUGAUUCGAAAAGCGAUCAAUGAGUCUGCGAUCGAGAAUGAUUUGACUGGGAACACGCUGCAGAGUCAGAGUCAUGUGGAAGAGAUACAGUUGCGGGACCGGAGUUUGAUAGAGGAAAUGUUGGACCUCGAGGGUAGAACGACGCAAGAGGGGGAAUCGAGGCCCAAAAGACGGCUGUCGAUCUCUGGUUACAACAGCACGGAGCCCGUGUACUACGAGUACGAGUUUUUCGAGCGUGGGCUUCGGAGAGAACAGCGUGCCGAUGACGAGGAAGACAUCAUGGUGACGGAUGACGAAGGUCCCGAAGUUUUCUCGUUUGGGCUCAAUAAACAGCGCAAGGGGUCGAUGUUCAGCGACUACGCCGACGAGAUGGUCAUGAAUCCGUUGCUGCCGGAGAAUGAAGCCGGUACGACCGCUGAGUUGUCGUGCCGCAAAAAACGGAAAAACUACUUCAAAUUGAACCUGUUUGGUAACAACAGCGGCAGUGGUGGCAGCGGCAAUAAGGACGAGGAAGUGCCACUUAUUGAUCCGCAACUUUUGAGCGAGGAGCCACAACCGUUCUUGAAGAAAAAAUACUUCUGGAGCCGAAAACCUACUGUUCCCGUCACACAGGGCGCUGCUGUGGAAGACGCUACGAUGGGCGGUGUCAUAAAUCCGUCGCAGCUCGUGAACGAUGAAUAUUUGGGUCGUUCCUUGAGCGUGAGUACGAGUGCAAGAGGUUCCUCUUUCAGCUCGCCAGACGGUAGUGUGCAUUUUAACGACUCCUCGGAAGCGGGUAUCGUGAAGAGGAAAGGCGGGAUGCCAAAGACACGGGGCAGGAAACCGUCGCCCAUUCUAGACGCGUCUAAGCAGUUUGGGUGCGAAUUUUGCGACCGGAGGUUCCGCAGGCAGGAGCAUCUGAAAAGACAUGUGAGAUCGCUGCACAUGGGCGAAAAACCCUACAAAUGCGAAAUAUGCGGCAAGAUGUUCAGCAGAGGCGACAACUUGAACCAACACAUGAAGACGCAUGCGAGUAGCGACGCACCAUGA
Molecule: messenger RNA, 1167 nt
Organism: Lachancea mirantina
Lineage: Eukaryota; Fungi; Ascomycota; Saccharomycetes; Saccharomycetales; Saccharomycetaceae
Source: the annotation of a GenBank genome assembly